Messenger RNA from Rhinocladiella mackenziei CBS 650.93, 675 nucleotides. RefSeq lists its product as uncharacterized. Lineage: Eukaryota; Fungi; Ascomycota; Eurotiomycetes; Chaetothyriales; Herpotrichiellaceae. Gene Ontology annotation, cellular component: nucleus. The transcript has a single exon. The record is from RefSeq and is a predicted model, not a curated record. Bases 1 to 675 code for a protein of 224 amino acids.
AUGUCAUCACAUCGUCGCGGUCAUGGCCAUAGCCAUGGUCACGAUCACGGACAUAGCCAUGGAGACGGACACGAUCAUUCCCAUGACCUAGAGCCGGCCCUCCACUCGAACCUCUACAGGCAGAUCAACUUCGAAGGUAUUAUCACACUCAACGAGGCUGAACCCCGAUCAGGCGCAGCAAUUGUACAGAAGACAUGGGAUGAGCGUCUCAACGACCGACCGAUCCUUGAAAGUGAUGCAGAUGAACAGCUAUUGAUGCAUGUCCCCUUCGCAGGGUCCUGCAAACUCUACUCCAUCCUAAUUCGAACAUCCGAUUCCGAUUCGGCCCCUUCGACUCUCAAACUCUUCCGCAACAGAGACGACAUGGACUUCGGUUUGGCUACCGAUUUGCCGCCGACUCAGACGGUGAACCUCCCCAAGAGCAACGAAGUGGCAGAAAUUCACCUCCAUCGGGCGCUCUGGAACGGGACCACGUCCAUCAAUCUGUUCUUUGAAGACAACCAUUCAGGCGGAGAUGAAGAUGUCACUCAGAUCAGUUACUUGGGAUUCAAGGGAGACUUCAUGUCACUCAACCGUGAGCCGGUGCAGGUGUUGUAUGAGGCUGCAGCGAAUCCUCAAGAUCAUCAGAUAAUCCAAGGCUUGACCAACCUCAAUCAGUCAAUGCCGGGACAGUAA